AUGUCAAAUAUUUCAGAUAAUUCAGAUAGUUCAGAUAAUUCUUCGGAUAAUAUUUUAUUCAAGCAAUUUACUUCUGCGUAUAUUUUUCUUAAUAAACAUCCAAAUAUUAAUUUUUCAAAUGACAUCAAAUUGAAACUCUACGGUACUUAUAAAUCAGCAACAAUCGGUUCAUGUAAUGUUCCCAAACCCUCGUUAUUGGAUUUCAAAGCAAGGGCAAAAUGGGAUGCAUGGAAAGAAUUUGAUGGAAUUUCGAAAGAAAAGGCAAUGGAUUUAUAUGUUGAUAUUGUUGAAAUUGCGAAUAUUGGAUGGAAUAAAAAUCAUGUUAUUGAUGAUAGUGAAGAUGAUGAAAGCAUUGAAGAAAAUAUUGGAGAAGAGAAUGUUCAAAGUGCAUCACAAGACAGAUGGACAUAUGUUUCUACUUUAUCUUAUGAAGAUGAUGAUAAUGUUGCAAGGUGA
This is a messenger RNA of Diversispora eburnea, 456 nucleotides long. Lineage: Eukaryota; Fungi; Glomeromycota; Glomeromycetes; Diversisporales; Diversisporaceae. The record is from the annotation of a GenBank genome assembly.